This is a messenger RNA of Limulus polyphemus (Atlantic horseshoe crab), 1941 nucleotides long. RefSeq lists its product as uncharacterized. NCBI's taxonomy places the organism in Eukaryota, Metazoa, Arthropoda, Merostomata, Xiphosura, Limulidae. The transcript has a single exon. Bases 1 to 1941 code for a protein of 646 amino acids. The record is from RefSeq and is a predicted model, not a curated record.
AUGAUACUUAUUCAGAUUUUUACUAACAAUCGUCCUCAGAAGUUAUUCUUUUCUUCUGAGUCUGAUCAGAAGUUAACUUACAGUAAGAGCCAUCUCAUUGAUACUCUUGGAUGUCAGAUUCCCAAGUUCAGUCCUUUUGAUCCAACCAUCAUACAAUACUAUACAAAUGUCUCUGCUAAAACAAUAUGUGGAGGAAAGCCGUCUUUUAUUGAAGUUAAGCCUAAUGCUCACCUUGAAAUAAAUGAAAGUAUUCUUAAAAAAUAUUACGGUUUAUUUUCCACAAAUAUUUCAUGCUCCUAUAAACCAAUUGUGCGUGAUCCUAAACUACCAGCAAGUAGAACUGAUAACAGUUUUAAGUUAGGGCAGUCUAAAACCCUGACUUUCGGGAUAUCCAUUAGUGAAGAAUUUAUCAUUGUACAAUGUAAUCACAACCAAAAUAAGCUACACAAGGAGUAUAUCCCUCUCACACCUAUAAAAAAAAAAGUUGAGAGAAAAUGUCAAAGAAAUAGCAAAAUGUUUCCAAUCCCAAAUAAUUUAAAUGUAAUGUUUAUUGGUAUUGAUUCAGUUUCUAAACUAAACUUUUUAAGACAUUUCAAGAAAACUAAUAAUUAUCUUCACGAGGUUUUAAACCCAAUAGAGCUCUUUGGUUACACUAAAGUUGGAGACAAUACAUUCCCUAAUCUUGUACCUCUUCUUACUGGUCAUUUUGUUGAGUAUUAUUGGAAUGAAACAAAUCGAAAUAUGUUUUUCGACAAGCUUCAUUUCAUUUGGAAAGAUUACGCGGCAAGGGGCUACAGAACCAUGUUCGCAGAAGACGCUCCAACUAUAGCAACGUUCAAUUAUCUGAAAAACGGAUUCCAACAUCCUCCAACUGAUUACUAUUUCCGACCUUUCGCUCUUGCUCUUGAAAAAUCUGAUGUCAGGAAGAAUAGCAGAAAACACUGUGUUCAAGAAAAGCUGGAAAUAAAAGUAGUGUAUAAUUAUGUCGAACAAUUUCUUAGUACUAUGUCAGACAAAAAAUUUUUUAUGUUUGCUUUUAUUACACGCCUUACGCACGAUGUCCUGAAUAAUGCUGGCUAUGGUGACGAACCAACAUUUCAACUCUUGAAACAUUUGCACGCCAAAGGUGUUAUUAAUAACACGUUAUUUUUCUUCUUUAGUGACCAUGGUAUACGCUUCGGAAAGAUACGCAUAAAAUACAUUGGGAAACUAGAAGAAAGAAUGCCUUUUAUAUUUUUAAUGUUACCGCGAUGGUUCCUCUUAAAGUACCCACAAAUAUCAAAAAAUAUCUACAAAAAUCAGAGACGAUUGACAACGCCUUUUGAUCUGCAUGCAACGUUAGUUCACUUGUUGAAACUUACCAACGACGUAGAACGAGGGCCUCAUGUACCGUUUUCAACAGAUAAAGGAAUUAGUUUGUUCGACGAAAUACCUGUUAACAGAACUUGCAACACUGCCUUUAUUCUGCCUCACUGGUGCACGUGCAAUGUAUAUAAGGAAGUAGAAACCACAAAUUCGAUUGUUGUCAAAGCAGCAAGAGCUUUACUUGAUACGAUUAACCAAUGGCUGGAAAAGUACAAGAACAAAUGUGAACCUCUAAGUAUUGCGCUCGUGGUGGAGUCUAGAGUAUCUGUGGCCAAUGAGGAGAUACUUAAGUUUCAAAAACACAUUAAAAAUGUAAACAAUCGUGAUAUGAAACAUGAUGAUAAAGUAUCAGCUCCUGAAGAUUACCUACUGACCGUGAUGACGUACCCCAACAAAGCCAUUUUCGAAAGUACUGUGCGUUACUACCGAGAAAAGAAUGACUUCAAAGUACUGAAUGAUGUCAGUCGUCUUGACAAAUACGAGAACCAAUCAAAAUGUAUAAAUAUUGCACGACUACGAAAGUUUUGUGCUUGUAAAAGAAGGAAAAAUCAUAUAGAUUCAUUUAUAGGUUAUUAG